Danio rerio (zebrafish) is the source of this 1690-nucleotide messenger RNA. It is a transcript of the gene rassf8b, whose product is annotated as Ras association domain family member 8b. Lineage: Eukaryota; Metazoa; Chordata; Actinopteri; Cypriniformes; Danionidae. The record is from RefSeq and is marked validated. Gene Ontology annotation, biological process: signal transduction.
CAGAGCUGCCGCUGAUGUAACGGGCCACACUGAACUUCAGCGAGCGGAGCAACAUAACGGACCUCAACCAGACCGAAUUCACGGACAUCACACGAAGAGAUUGUUUACAAGGCGUUAAAGGGGAAAACCGCAGCAUCUCUUAAAAUCUUGGUUCUGCUCUAACGCAGAGAAGUGGACCCGGACUGAGGAUUGUGGCGGUCCGGGACUGCAGACACACGCAGUGAUAAGAGCAGCAUGCAGACCAGAGAGCCUGUAACGGGUGCCUGCAGAGGUGAGGAAUGACAUCAUCCAGAUGAGAGGCAUGGAGCUGAAGGUAUGGGUGGAUGGAGUGCAGCGCAUUGUCUGCGGUGUCACAGAGGUCACCACAUGUCAAGAGGUUGUGAUUGCGUUGGCCCAAGCAAUAGGACGAACUGGUCGCUACACAUUGAUUGAAAAAUGGCGUGAGACAGAGAGACAUUUGGCGCCCCAUGAGAAUCCUGUGGUCUCUCUGAAUAAAUGGGGUCAGUACGCUAGCGAUGUGCAGUUAGUGCUUCAACGUACUGGCCCUUCUUUGAGUGAGCGCCCCACUUCAGAGACCUCAGCAAGAGCCCCUGAGCGUACCCUAUAUCGCCAAAGUCUGCCUCCCAUGGCAAAGCUUCGCCCCACAGCCAAUGAUCGUUCCCUCAAACGCCGUGAACCAAAACGCAAGUCCCUCACUUUCACUGGUGGUGCCAAAGGGUUGCGUGACAUCUUCGGAAAGAGUCGUGAAGGUGACUCAAAGCAGAGAGCGGUGAACACAAACCGGUGCAGCACACCAGCACCUACACAGGAGUUGUCUCGCCUGGUGCAGCUGCAGAAGGACAAGUUGCACAUCCUAGAGCAAAAACUGCAACGCUGUGAGACUGAGCUGCAGCAGCAAUUAACUGAGGAAGAAGAAGAGGAACUAGUUGAACUAGAGCAGCAGGUCCGCAGAAAUGAGGCAGAGAUGAAGGAGCAUGAAUUCUGGGAGAGUGAGCUGCAGAUUGAGCAGGACAAAGAAAGGCAACUGCGUGAGCAGCUGCAGGAACUGCGCAGUCGUGUACAAGAGUGUGAGGAGCAGCUGGGAGAGUACCUAGCACGUAUUCAGUGCAUGGAGGCAGGGCUGGAGGCAGAGCGCCUGCAACAAGAACUAAUGGAGACUCGACUGGCAGAUGAAAUGGAGGUUCGGUUGCGACUGGACAAGGCACGCACUGAGCUGGACAUACAGGUGCAGCAGGCUGUGAGACUAGAAAGCACCUGCAGAGCUGUGGAGCUCUCGCUUGGGCAUUCAAACAUUAGGCUACAGGAGAAAGAGCUAGAGCUGGAACAGUUAACUAAGGAGCUGAGACAGGUAAAUCUUCAGCAGUUUAUCCAACAAACUGGCACCAAAGUAACAGUUCUACCAGCAGACCCUGGUGAGGAUGAAACCAACACAGAGGCAGAAAAUGAGUCUGGAUCUCUGAAGCGGCUUGGAUCGGCCAGACAACUUCCUGCUGACCUCCGAGCUCUGCAGAGCCCCCUCAACACAACCUUUAACCCUGAAGGAAUCUACGUCUGAGUUUGCACUGGGCAUUGAUAUCUGAUUUCCUACAUGACCCUUCACCACUCUCAAAUCAUGAACAUUUCCUUUCGGUAGAUCGCACACUCUGGAAAUGUAGAGGUAUCCUAUUUGCUCUACAAAAAAAAAAAAAAA